Molecule: messenger RNA, 1616 nt
Organism: Ceraceosorus guamensis
Lineage: Eukaryota; Fungi; Basidiomycota; Exobasidiomycetes; Ceraceosorales; Ceraceosoraceae
Product: alpha/beta-hydrolase
Exons: 1
Coding region: 112-1272 (386 amino acids)
Source: RefSeq, a predicted model, not a curated record
UCCUUCGUCCAAGUCUCGGACUUCUUGGGUUCUCUUUUUCCUCCCCAACCUCCCACCUCUUCCUCGAAAUCUCCUUUCCAUCACCACAUUUCCCCCAUCCACUAGACGUCGAUGAUGAAGCUUUCUCUUUCCCUCUCCGUGCUCGGAGCGGCCUUUCUCUUGGCCAGCUCGACCGUUGCUGCGCCGCUUGAGCAACGCGCGGCACUGCCUGUCCCACCCACCGGUGCUGAUCCAGCAAUCACCACCCGCCAAUCGGUGCUCGACGCCGCCAUCCAAUGUCCCUGGGAGCCUAACCAAAGCUUCGCAAACGUCAAGAAACCCUUGCUCCUGAUUCCGGGCACUGGAAACACGGGUGCUCAGACGUACGAGCACAACUGGAAAUUCAUUGGAAAAGCGCUCGGCUUCGAUCCUUGCUGGGUCUCGGGUCCCAACCAAAUGCUUGCCGACAGUCAAAUUGCCGCCGAGUACGUCUUCAAUGCCGUCGACAGGCUCUACGCAGCCAGCGGCAACAAAAAGGUUCCCGUCAUGGCAUGGAGUCAAGGGAACCUGGUCACCCAAUGGGUGUUGACCUUCUUCCCUAGCAGCAGAGCAAAGGUGGAUAGAUUCGUCGCCAUGUCUCCAGACUUCAGGGGCACCUUGACCUCCUACACCCGAGCCCUUUCUCCCGCUGGACCGUCGAUCAAACAACAAGCCACCGAGUCUCGCUUCCUCAAUGCUCUGCACAAUGCUGGAGGUUUGAACUCCUACGUUCCCACGACUACCAUCUGGUCUUUCUACGACGAGGUUGUGCAACCUCAAUCCGGACCCGACGCUUCCGCAAGACUCAAUGGCGCCAGCAACUUUAUGAUUCAAGACCUUUGCGGACCAAUCUGGUUUUUGGAGCACUCUCAAGUGCUCUUCCAAGAUGCGACGACGACGAUCGCCAAGCGAGCACUGACCGAUGCGUCGGGCAAAGCGCCACAAGGAGCCUUCAAAGCGGACAUUUGCUCUCAGUUGAUUCCAAAGGAAAUUCCAAUUCCCGAUAGGUGGCUCGUCGGAUCCACCAUCACCAUUGCAGCCACUGCUCUCGCUUUCGGUCCCGGCCAACAAGUGUGCGAGCCUUUGCUCAAGGAUUACUCCAAACCGUAUGAUAAGACCAAGAGCACGAACCAGUGCGAGGUUCCAAUCACCGAGGCGCUAGAGGGCAAGCUGAAGGCUGCUGGUCUGCAGAACAAAAAGAGCAUCAGCGACAUUAUCUGGUCGAACAAUUACGAUUUCAAAAAGAACAUCUGAAUUCGACAACGUCCCGCUUUGCGAUAGUCCGUUGUUGCGUAUGCAAUUCGGACUGUUCUUCUGCUCCCCGCCUGAAAUGCACGACCCGCGCAGUUCGAAAAGCUUGACGGGACGAUAACCCCCCCACUUUCUCUCCGAAAUCUCGGUCCUCUGCAUUUUUGCCGAGCCUAAUUUCCACCUUCGCUCUUUCCAUAGAUUCGCAAACCUUCCCCACCCUCAUUGCCCUCCUUUCGUCUUCGUCGCGCGCACGCGCUCUCUCUAGUCAGGCGCAAUGCAUGAUCCGCAAUAAAAUUUGCUGCAUAGCGUUCAACAUCUUGGCUGCACGCAAUCCAUCAUUUGUGCAC